Molecule: messenger RNA, 4287 nt
Organism: Mizuhopecten yessoensis (Yesso scallop)
Lineage: Eukaryota; Metazoa; Mollusca; Bivalvia; Pectinida; Pectinidae
Product: FYVE, RhoGEF and PH domain-containing protein 5-like
Exons: 20
Coding region: 115-4239 (1374 amino acids)
Cellular component (GO): cytoplasm
Molecular function (GO): metal ion binding; guanyl-nucleotide exchange factor activity
Source: RefSeq, a predicted model, not a curated record
UGUCAGUGAGGAAGGAAGUUUAAACUAACCUGUGUAUUAAUAUCGCGAUAUAAGUGCAGUCGACGGGCGUUUGCGUUUGCCGAAGUAUCAGACAUUGAUGUUAAAUGGAAAUGAAUGAAAGGACGUAUUUCAACAGAUAGAAAUGAUGUGAAAAUGGCUUCUAACAACGAUGGCCAAGAAUUUGGGAGAAAUAGUGUACAAAGAAAAGAUGGCAGUGUGAAACGACCGAUUCCGGCCGGUGGCAAACCCAAACCUCAGAUAGCCAAAAAGCCAUCAGUUUCAAAUAAACCAGCGAGACUCUUAUCACAAACAAGCGUAGACACAUUCGAGGGAAAUAACUCCACAGAGCAUGUAUUUAAUCCUCAAUUGCACGAGCACAAGCAAGCACCGGGUCAGACUCAGAACGAAACUAAGGUGCACAACUCCCGUGACCCGUCCAUAACAAAACAUGCAAUCCCAACAGUGCCUGUGACCCCACUUCCUCCCUCAGCACAAUAUAACAGCACAGGUUUUGAUGAUGUCAUUGAUGGUGCACGAGGAUUGCUUACACAGGAAGCAGAUCCUGUAUUGCAAAGUGACUCCCAUGGUUCCUCAACUUAUGGGUUUUGUUCAAAGACGCUGCAAGUUCAAGGUCAUGACUUGGAGGUUAAUCUACAAAAUAAUGUGAAUGUUUCUAGUCAAGAAGCAUACUCAAGACAUGGUAGUAGCAAUCAUAUACCAAACCAGACUAGACCUUGUUUCGAUGUUAAAUCAAACAACGAAGAAACAAAUUUGUCUAGAAAAAGUUCAAGAAAACCUCCGUCUGUUUCACCGAAACCGAGAAAGGGUUCUUUGGCGCCUGAGAAUAAGCAAUCGACUUUUGGUAGGGAGGAGGAAGUGAUGGACAUAUCUCCUAGUUCAGGGAGUAAACUAAGUACUGAAGCUCUCCAAGAGCAGGACAAGGGAAAUUCCUCCUCUGGUAGUGUUCUGUCCAAAGUUUCCAUAUUUUCUGAACAGAUUAGCCAGCAACAAACGACAAGCAAGACUAGUGUUUCAAGAAGUUGGACAUUAAAUUCAGCCGAGAAAAAAUCUCUGAUAACACGAUCAUACAAAACAGACACUGAUGGUGAGUUGUCGGUCAAACCCAGUGGGGUGGACAUCGGCACACCUGUGAAAGAGGAUAGUUCAAACUUACCAAGAUCAAAAUCGACAGUUACCAUGAGGCCUAAACCUUCCCCUAGGGUCUCGCCAAAGGGGGUUAAGCCUGUUCCCAUCCCAAGGAAACGGUUAUCUCUGGAACAAAAAACAGCAGCCGAAAUAAUGGAUCGAAGAAUUGAAGAAAGUGAUUCUAAUUGUACCGUGACAUCAUCAACUUCAUCAAUGACAUCAUCAAUGACAUCAUCAAUAUCAUCAAUGACAUCAUCAAUGACAUCAUCAUUUCAGAAUGGAGAAUCAGGGGAUUUUACCAAUAGACUUCAAGCAGAAACAGAACUUGGGAAAUUAGAUUUGUAUGAUAAAUAUACAACCCCACCCCCGGACAUUCCCAAAAAACAAAAUGGAGAAGAGGUGAAAUUCAGGUUUGACGAUCUCAACAAAGUUAACGCUGAAGAUGAUACAUCAUCUUUGUUGAAUGACAUCGCAAAAUUAAUAAAUGAGGCUUUUGAUGUAUCUCCCAAGCCUAGGCCUGUAUCGUUGGAUGCCUCUCCAGUACGACCACCCCGAAGAAAACGACAGUGCUGCAAUCCUGACUCCAUGGAGUACAACAGUGAUUCAGAGUUUAGUGUGCUAAAGAAAGACUCACAUAAAGGCUCUACUCAGUCUCUGAAUGCUUUAGAACUCAGCUCAGUUUCUUCAAGUAACAGAAAGCCGUGUCCACCAAAACCAAUUCGCAAGAAGCUGGCAAACGGGAAAACAAAUCGGAGUCAAUCUGACCUUGGUGAUAUUCGUCAGUUAGUUCUAAUGAAGGAAAGUGCAAUGAAAUUGAACCGUCAGGUUAAAAUGGAUUCUCCAAGUGAUCGUAGUACUGUUCCACAAAUGAGGGAUAAAUCAAAUGUUCAGAUUGUAUCGAAUCGUGGAAAUAGUUGUAUCCUAACUCCAGACACAAGAGUUCCUCCAAAUCAGGAGGCAAUUAUUCGAGAAAAGCUAAAAGAAAGGUCAAAAAGUCUUCCUGGCUCACGAAAUAAAGGUCGCCCUAAGCGUCCUGCUCCCCCGCCACCCGUGCCUGGAACUAAAGUGCUGUCUGUUGGUAAUAAACUCAUGUCAGUGAAUUCUCUUGAUGAUGAUAAUCCAUAUUAUGAAAUUCCAGACAUGUCUAGGAUUGAAAGGACACGUGCUUCAUCAUUACAAACAACUUUUUCUUCAGAAGGGAAAUUUAUACCCCCACAACUUCCUCCUAGAAAUGAAUCUAAAAAUAUGUCAGCCUCUCAUAUUUCAAGAGUGUCUCCCGCAUCCUCCAGAGCUCUUGAUUUUGAUCGGCCAAUUAGCCUCAUCAGUAACCAGUCAGACAGUGGGUCGAUUAGUCAGGGCAGUCCAGCUCAGGGUAGCAGCUCCUCAGAGGAUGAAAGUCUGGACCAGGAAACAAGGAAAGAGCGGAAGAGAUUAAAAAAGAUCCGCUUCAUCGCCCGUGAGAUUGCUUCAUCGGAGAAAGUUUUUGUGGAUGUUUUGAAGCUGCUUAAUAUUGAUUUUCGGCUUCACAUCUCGAAGGCAGAGGAGGAGGCCGGGAAAACCAUUGUACCAAAGGAAUAUAUGGAUAAGAUCCUUAGUCAUCUUCCACAACUACAGAACUUCAACGAGGUCCUCCUCAAGGAUAUGCAGGCUCGCAUUGAGAAAUGGGAUGAGAAUCCGACGAUCUCAGACAUCUUCGUGAAGAAGGGUCCAUUCCUGAUGUUAUACACGUCAUACAUACAGGACUUCAGCGACAUGACCGCCAUCCUGGACGAGGCUCUCAAGAAACUACCACUGUUUCAGAGUGUGGUCAAGGAAUUUGAGAUGAGCCCACGCUGUGCAUGUCUCGCGAUACGACAACAUAUGUUAAAACCCAUACAGAGAAUACCACAGUACAAAAUGCUAUUACAAGAUUAUUUGAAGCAUCUUACUCCAGAUUCUCCAGAUUAUAAUAACACACAAGAAGCUCUUGUGAUCGUUAGUGCAGUAGCUGAUCACGCUAACGACAGUAUGAAGCAGGGAGACCAAGUACAGAGGAUGUUAGAGAUUCAGAAAUCACUCGACGGCAACUUCGAAGUCAUCAGACCAGGCAGAUUGUUUAUCAAGGCUGGGGAGCUAAUGAAGUGGUCCAGGAAAGAAAUGCAGGAGAGAAUGUUUUUCCUGUUCAGCGAUGUGUUGCUGUACACCACACCUACAGCUACAGGGGGAUACAGGCUCAACCAGGUGCUAACUCUCACUGGCAUGAAGGUGUCCAUGUCAACACAUGAUGAAUUCAGUAACGAGUUUAACAUCAUCAGCACCCACAAGUCUUUCACAGUGGAGGCUAAGACACAGUCAGACAGAAACGCAUGGCUUGCUGCUCUCCAACAAGCCGUGGAAGAAAAUGCAAAGAAGAGGAACACAUUUGAGAAAGUGGAGGUGCUAGACCAUGACUUUAAGAAAGGCGACGAGGCACCGGUCUGGAUCCCUGACACUCGUGUCACAAUGUGUAUGAUAUGUACGUCCGAGUUCUCCGUGAUUCACAGACGACACCAUUGUCGAGCGUGUGGCAAGGUUUUGUGUUCAUAUUGUUCAAUGAACAAAGUGCCGCUUAAAUACCUCAAUGGCAAAGAGGGGCGUGUUUGUAAUGAAUGUUACGAUGAACUGAAGCCAGAAUACAUUGAUGAUGAGGAAGUAGAAAUACAGGAUCAACAGAAAUCACCAUUUGAUUUCAUCGCCGGGAAAUUGUUCCGGAAAAGCAAUAACAAACCUCAUCGACCAAAACGAUUUCAGGAGGUUCAUGCAAAUGAUCAGGGGUCACAGAUGAGUGGUUACCUCAAAGUUCUACAGCAGAAGGGAAGGUGGAAAAAGUACUGGCACGUCCUCAAGGAUAAGGUGCUUUACACCUACAGAGCUAGUGAGGAUACAGCUGCUGUUGAGAUAAAGCCAAUUGUUGGAUAUGAAGUUGCAGGGUUUGAGGAGAUUUUUGAAGGUAUUCACCAAUCGGUGCUGUUCCAGUUAAAGCACCAGAACCAGAAACCGAUUAUCUUCCAGGGGGAAAACGCCUCCAUUACAGAAAGAUGGAUUAAAGUCAUGAAGGAGGCAUCUGUACCCUGAGCCUUUAAGAGGUUAACUUAUCAACUUACAGACCCAUGGAACACAACC